AUGGGUUCAACCAAGUUUACAAAUCCAUAUGCUAUUGAAGUAAUCCGAACUAAAAGGAAAGAGUUAGUUGGUGGCAUCUCCAACACGGAAGAUUUACUGGACCUUCUGGUCUCUAAUGGAGUCCUUCUACCUGAGAACAAAGUUCUUGUGUCCAGCAUUACAGCACAAGAGGAAAAGAAUUCCCGAAUGCUGAACAUCCUGGUGUCACAAGGGGAGAGGGCAUGUCGCAUCUUCUUCUACCCCUGUCUGAAGAGUGCUCAACCUGACCUCUACCAGAACUUGAAAACCUGUUUGGGCCAGCUGAAUGAAAACUUUAAGGAUACACGAAGGCAGUUGAUUGGAUAUCUGCUAGAAAAAGAUAGAGAAGGGCCAAUAAAAAAAUUACAGGACACAUCUAGGAACCCUUUGAAUGAAGAAGUGGAGCAUAAAUCAAAAAAGACAGAGCUGCCUUCUUCCUCAGAUGAGUUAAAGAAGAGUUCUGCAAAACCCAAAGGAUUAUCAAAUGCAAUUCUCAAAGCAGUGUCUAUGGGUGAUAUGCCUCUACUGCAGGAACUUAUAAGAGGCAUAAAUAUCAAUGAUGGAAAUGCAUCCUGUGGUACCAUCCUACAUCUUGCUGCAGAACACGGCCAAGUGUCAGUUAUAAACUUUUUGCUUCGUCAAGGAGCAAAACUGGAUUUGAGGGAUUGCUUAGGUCGCACUGCCCUCCACAAGGCAUCAGAGAUGGGGCACACAUCGGCUGUAGCGGCUCUUGUCAGGGCUGGAGCUGACAUCUAUGCCACAGACCAAUCCUCAAAAACCCCACAACAUUUAGCAGCACAAAAUUGUCAUGAGAACACAGUCAGAACACUGGUGCUGGAGGAAAGAAGAAGCUUCAAGAAAAAGACUACAUUCCUGCACAUGGCUGCGGUAGAUGAUGACUCUGUGCUGGCAGAAAUUUUAUUGAGAAAUGGUGCCUCAGUAGAUACCCGAGAUGGCCAGAGAAAGACGGCACUGUUCCAUGCCAUUAGCCAAGGAAAUGAGAAGACAGCUGCCGUGCUUCUUCAAGCUGGAGCUCAGGUAGAUUCUGGGAUUAUUGAGGCUGCAUUAGAACUAAACCAGAAACCUGUGCUGUCUCUGCUUCUGAAGAACAUUAAGACAGCAAUGUCUCAAAAUGAAGUACAAUCUAUUCUGUUCAAAGCAGUACAGAGGAACUUGGACAGGAUUGUAGCUGCUCUUAUUGAAAGUGGAGCUGAUGUUAAUGUGUGUAAUAACCUGGGUUACACACCACUGCUCCUAGCCAUAGAGCUGAACAAUUUGGAGGUCUUUAAAGUGUUGGUCUCAAAUAAAGCCCAGCUGGAUAAGAGACUACCUAAUCAGAUGUCUGCUCUUCACCUGGCCAUCCAAAGUGGCAGUACACCAAUGACAGAGAUAUUACUAGAUAUGGGCAUGGACCCCAACAUGAUUGGUCCCAAAGAGCAGAUGCCUCUUCAUCUUAGUGCCUUACACAACCAACCAGCACUGAUGACCCUGCUGCUCCACAAAGGGGCACAAAUCAAUGCAGUGACUCAGGAUGGGUUCACUGCCCUCCAUCUUGCUUGCCAAAGUGGACACAAGGAGGCUGUAGCCCAGCUGUUGGAAGGAAAGGCAGAUCUCCAUGCAAAGGACAGACAGGCUAGGACAGCGCUACACUGGGCUGCUGCUCAAGGUGAUGUAGACAUCAUAAAACUGCUUCUUUUUGCUGGCUCCAAUGUCAAUGAUGUUGAGAAAGAAAGAAAGACUCCAUUACACCUAGCAGCAAUGGCAGGACACACUCAGACCAUCUCAACACUGCUUACUGCGAAGGCAAAAGUUGCAGCCAAAGACAUGGAUGGAUGUACGGCUCUGCAUUACGCUGCCAGCAAUGGCCAUGUACGUGUGGCUGCUGCUCUCCUCAUCAAUUGUAGCAAUAAAAAUGUGAAUGACAGGAACGUUUGGAGGAGGACACCUCUACAUUUGGCUGCAGAACACGGGCAGGAGCUUGUGGUUGGUCUGCUGCUGGAAAGACAAGCCAAGAUUAAUGCCACUGACAAUAAUAAAGACAUGCCAUUACAUUGGGCCUGUCGAACAGGGCAUCUGGGUACAGUGCAAAAGCUGGUGAACUGGACUCAUGGGGAGAAAUUAAAACUCCAGGCUACUAACAAUGUGAAUAAAACACCACUGCAGGUAGCAGAAGCUGAGGGCACCCUAAACCAUCAGAACAUCGCUGUACUGCUGAAAAGGAAGAUGUUUCUUAUUAAAUAA
Neoarius graeffei (lesser salmon catfish) is the source of this 2259-nucleotide messenger RNA. RefSeq names its product CARD- and ANK-containing Inflammasome Adaptor Protein (gene caiap). NCBI's taxonomy places the organism in Eukaryota, Metazoa, Chordata, Actinopteri, Siluriformes, Ariidae. The record is from RefSeq and is a predicted model, not a curated record. The transcript is spliced from 2 exons. Gene Ontology annotation, molecular function: protein binding. Gene Ontology annotation, biological process: regulation of apoptotic process. Bases 1 to 2259 code for a protein of 752 amino acids.